Messenger RNA from Monosiga brevicollis MX1, 4569 nucleotides. RefSeq lists its product as uncharacterized. The transcript is spliced from 12 exons. Lineage: Eukaryota; Choanoflagellata; Craspedida; Salpingoecidae. The record is from RefSeq and is a predicted model, not a curated record. Bases 1 to 4569 code for a protein of 1522 amino acids. Gene Ontology annotation, molecular function: protein binding.
AUGUUUACAACACCAGUUGUCACCCUCUAUUUUCCGCCUGUCAUCAACCCUAAUAUCCAUCACACUUUGACAUCGCCCAAAAAUAACCGUCACAAGGUGAAAGAAGCAAACCCUCAUCUCUCUCUAAAUCUCCUCUCUCUCUCUUCCGUCUCUCUCUCUUCUCUCUCUCUCUCUCUCUCCAGCUCUCUCUCUCUCUCUCUCUCUCUCUCCAGCUCUCUCUCUCUCUCUCUUCUCUCUCUUCUCUCUCUCUCUUCUCUUCUCUCUCUCUACUUUUUGAAUUUUCAGCACCCAAUUCACACCCACAUGGCCACUUUUGAUGAACCCAGUACCAACUUUGUCCGACCGCUGCCGGCUGCCGGUCUCGAUGCCCAUGCCUAUCUCUCUUGUCCAUCCAGCCUCUCGACGUUUCAUCAGCGCUACAUUACUCCGGUGUUGCAACCGCGAGAUCCAGCGCAACGCAUUCUUGUGCGCGAAGGCGAUUCCGAUCCUAGCCCGUCACCCAAGAAACACGACAAGAACAAACCGCGUCGAAACUAUCUCAAACCCUGGCAGCAGGAUCCUGAUGCCAUCCGCCGCAAGAAGGAGCGCAAACCCACAAAAUGGCAACCCCCCACACGCAAAACAGAUCUCGACCGGCAUGCAACCCAACUACGUGACCAUCCGCCCGUCGUCAACCCCGUUGUCGUCCAGGAGCACCGUCCGGCCACCACCCCAACCAAGCUUUGGAAGCGUAAUCACUCGACAUCACGCCCCGGCUCUAGUGCCAACUUGUUUGGCUCGCCUCCGCGCGCCAUCCCAAACACUCCUCCUUCACAGGAACGCAUCAUGGGCUCCUUCACCCCUUCAAUGCCCUCGCGUAGCUUCUUACGCGACUAUGGUCACCCGCCAGCCCCAGCCCCAACUUCCUCGGGUGCGCCUGCGUCCAGCACCAGCAACAGCGCCCUGGUCACCCCUCGCCGCACCCGCCGCCUCGUGCGUGCUGCUACCCCGCAAGAAAAGUCCCGGACCGAGUCACGGCGCGAAUCGGCUGGCCGACACCGCACCCCCGACCUCAAUCCCCAACCAGCCCCCACAGAACCGCGUCAAGACCUGAACGAUCGGCCUCGCAUGUCCGUCUUUGAGCGUCUCAGUAAACCUAAAUUCUUCCCUCAGGCCUUCCGUCAGCGCCGCCGUGAUAAGGAUGCGGCAGCCAAUACACCCAGCCCUGGUCAACCAUCUCCACGACGCCAACAACCCGAAGACAUGCCAAGUGUGGCCGAGCAGCAACUUGCACAGUCUGCCAAACGGUCUCGCUCCAAGGCGGCGCGAGCCAGCGUCUUUGAUCGCCUCACUAACCCCAAAAUGUUUCCAGCUCGCCAUCGCCGACGCUUGGAAGAGAUCGAGGCUCGCAAGCAACAGUUCGUACCAAGCACACCCCCUCAUGUGCUCGGACAUGUGCACGCAGUGCCCCUCACGCAUCAUUUCCAACCGAUUUUCGUCUUUAGGGUGGCUGAGCAAGAACGCAGUGCCGCUUCUUCGGUCGCCUCAGCGCGAGGGAGCAAGGCAACUCGCAAAGAUCGCAAAAGGACUGCACAGAAACCCUCUCACCAGCCAGAGUCGCGCUCGGUGAAUUCAUCCUCCAACACCGCUUCGGAGAAAGCACCCACGCCGCGACACGCCUGGGGAAGUGUUGAUGCCCCUGCUGCCUCAGAGGAUAGCUUGGCUUCUCCCUUGCCAGUUACGGUGUCCCGGCGCACGCGGGAUCAACCAGGCCCGUCAGAACCUGGCACUCCAUUCGUGAAGAGUUUGGACGCUGCGCUCGCAUCCGUCCAAACGCCUGGAGCCAACUCAAGCUUCAAUAACAUCCGCUCCAUCAAUGGGGGUGGCAAUGGUCGCCGCGCGCGCACAUUUGAACCAGAGCCUAGCGACUCACGCCGGGUAGCUGCCAUCCAACCUCCAAGGAUGGAGUCGCCCACACUCACCGACCCCUCCAACUUGUCCCUACCAGAUACUGAAGCUGAGGCGUCAACACAGUUGUCAUAUAGCGUGAUGCGACAAAGUGAGGAGAAGCGUGAUAAUGUGAUGCGCAGCCACCGCGACACUGGCGCCUCUUCGCCAGACAUGCCCCAGAUGACGGUUCAAGACGUACGCCAGGACUCGGGUGCCACCACACCCCGUGAGCGCGGUCAGGCUACUGCUCGGGCAAAAACGGAGGAGAUCCUUGCGCGCGCCCGCGAGCGUUCUUUGUCGCGGCGGAGUCGACGUGAGGACAGUGGCAGCGCUCAGGGUCAAGGCGCUUCUGAAUCAGAACCUGUGCCUUUUGGAAGCGCCAAAGUUCCUCAAACCAUGCAAUAUCUACUUCGUGGUUCAACAGCAGAUGAAGCUGAUCAAGUCGACCAUCUCAUUAGCCCGCAAGCCUCAGAUGUGCACGAGGCACCAGCCACAGAUGCCACGAGUGUCGCUCGCGAGCAUGAGGCUCAGCGUGAACUAGAAGCUCAACAGCAACGCCUAGAGUUGGAAGCUGCUGCUGAACGUGAACGCCUUGAGGCCAUGGAACGCAGCCGGCUCGAAGAGGAGGCUGCUCUAGCCCAGGCCGAGCGAGAGCGCCUCGAAAAAGAAGAAGAACAACGCCAGCAUGCUGAAGCUGAGCGCCUGCGUCAGAAAGCUGCUGAAGCCGAGCGCCAACGCCAGGAAGCUGCUGAGGCCGAAGCCGAGGCCGAGCGCCAACGCCAAGAAGCUGCCGAGGCCGAGCGCCAACGCCAGGAAGCUGCCGAAGCCGAGGCUGAGCGCCAACGCCAGGAAACUGCUGAGGCUGAAGCCGAGCGCCAACGCCAGGAAGCUGCUGAGGCCGAAGCCGAGGCCGAGCGCCAACGCCAAGAAGCUGCCGAGGCUGAGCGCCAACGCCAGGAAACUGCUGAGGCCGAGGCCGAGCGCCAACGCCAGGAAGCUGCUGAGGCUGAGGCCGAGCGCCAACGCCAGGAAGCCGCUGAGGCUGAGGCCGAGCGCCAACGCCAGGAAGCUGCUGAGGCUGAAGCCGAGCGCCAACGCCAGGAAACUGCUGAGGCCGAGGCCGAGCGCCAACGCCAGGAAGCUGCUGAGGCCGAGGCCGAGCGCCAACGCGAGGAAGCCGCUGAGGCUGAGGCCGAGCGCCAGCGCCAGGAAGCUGCCGAAGCUGAGGCCGAGCGCCAACGCCAGGAAGCUGCCGAAGCUGAGGCCGAGCGGAAGCGUCAAGAGGAGGCCGAAACUGAGCGCCGGCGUCAAGCCGAGGCAGAGCGCCAGCGCAAACUGGCCGAAGACAUUGAGCGCCGUCGCAAGGAGCAGCAAGCAGAGGCAAUGCGCAAAAAGCAAGCAGCAGAGGCUGAGGCUGAGCGACAGCGUCAAGAAGCCGAGGCUGCUGAGGCUGCUGCGCGACAGAAGCAGGCUGCUGAGGCUGCUGCGCGACAGAAGCAGGCUGAGGAGGAGGCUGAGGCAGAGCGCAGGCGCCAGGCUGAGGCGGAGCGUCAGCGAAAGUUGGCCGAAGAUAUCGAACGUCGGCGCAAGGAACAAGAAGCUGAGCGGCUGGCCGAGUCCCGUCGUCGAGAGCAGGAAGCCCAGCAACGAGCGAAGGAGGCUACAGCCACUGCAGCCACGCCUGCGCCGGCAUUGUUAGAAGAAACCGAAGUUACUCUCACGGAGGAAGCAAGCGGCGAUACUGCGGGAUCGGUCGACCUUGCUACUCCAUCGACCGCAGCCGCAGCCAAGCCCGCAUCCGGCAACAACGUUCAAGCGCUUCUGGACGCAGCUCGCCGUCGCCGCCUGGAACGUGCUGCUACCAGCAACCUCACAGGCUCGACAGACAGCUUGGAUGCCCCGGGUACGCCACCCAUCAACCGGGCCCGAACCUAUGCCGAGCCCUCGGAUAAGGGGGUGGCAACUCCCGAAGCCGGGCAGGCACGCUCAGGUGCAUCAACACCGGGCUUCUUUACGCCUAUCGCAUCCACCAGCACCUCCGUUUAUGCGACCCCCGCCACUGCCACGGCCACGCGACCUGCAUUGGCAGGCAUGGGCAAUGCUUCCGUGCCAUCUACGUCGUCUCCCGUGCCUACGACAUCAACAAACAGCACACCCGCAGCGUCAGGGUCCGCCACCCCCGUACCUCCAUCAACGUCUGGUGACAACGGCGAGGCUGCGACCGAUAGGAUAUCACGGCUACUGGCCGAUGCUCGGAGGCGGCGUCAGGAGCGGUCACAAGCUCUGCCCAACGCGGCAAGCGAUGUAGGCAGUGACGUGCAGUCAGAAGUGAGCGACGCUCCCAGCUCGACCACCGGUUCCUCAAAGGAGGAUACACCCCGGGACUUUCGGAUUGUCAAACCGGCCAUUGGUAGUCUUGGAUUUAUUCUGGGAUCCAGCGAUGGCUCUACCGGAUUGCGCAUCAAGUCGCUGACGCCGGCUAGUGUGGCUCAACGAGCGGGUUUGGCUGUGGGCGACGUGCUUGUGGCCAUUGAUGGGCAAGCCACGAGCACCAUGACUGUGGCCGAGGCCGGGGCUCUCAUCAAAGCUGUUCAACCUGAGCAGGCCGUCACUGUCACCGUCUCUCGACCAAGUCUCUGA